Molecule: messenger RNA, 1137 nt
Organism: Limanda limanda (common dab)
Lineage: Eukaryota; Metazoa; Chordata; Actinopteri; Pleuronectiformes; Pleuronectidae
Product: vimentin-like
Exons: 1
Coding region: 1-1137 (378 amino acids)
Biological process (GO): intermediate filament organization
Cellular component (GO): cytoplasm; intermediate filament; axon
Molecular function (GO): structural constituent of cytoskeleton
Source: RefSeq, a predicted model, not a curated record
AUGAGAGCCGCAUCGUACUCCCAGAAGAGCCUGCAAGUGAGCGGCUCUGGCAGCAGAGUACGGGUUCAGAGCCCGUCGCCAUCCCGAUGCCGUGGAUCCUCUUACGACAGUCGUGGACGCUCCGGAAAUCGCAGCACCGCCAUCGAGUUGGGUACAGAGAUACACCAGCAGCAUGCCAAUGAGAAAGAGGAGAUGCAGGAGCUCAAUGUCAAGUUUGCAGGAUACAUCGACAAGGUCCAGGCACUUGAGCAGAGAAAUGCUGCUCUCCACGCUGAGCUGGCGUCCCUGCAGGGCCGCUACAAGGGAGGCACCACAGGCAUCGGAGAAGAAUAUGAGCUCAAGUUUAAAGAGGUGCGGGAGCUGAUUGAGGCCCUGACUAAUGAGAAGGGAUCAGCUGACAUUGAGAGAGGCUACAUUGAAGAAGAGGUUGAAGUGUGGAAACUAAAGCUGGAGGAGGAGCUGACACUUAAAGAAGAGGCAGAAAUGAUUCUUAGGGAGUUUCGCCAGGACGUUGACAACGCAACACUGCAGAAGGCUGACCUGGAGAGGCGCAUUGAACAACUGGUGGCUGAGAUAGAGUUUCUCAAGAAGCUGCACGAUGAAGAGGUGGUUGACCUCAUGAAGCAAAUAGAGGACUCAAAGAUCACUUCUCAACUCGAUGGCGAGCGUCCUGACCUGGCUGCCUACCUGCGCAACAUGCGGGCAGAGAUCGAGUCCGUCGCUGCUCGCAAUGUCCAGGAAGCUGAGAAAUGGUACAAGUCCAAGUUUGACACCCUCAAAGAGCACGCUGGCAAACACGAGGACCAGAUGAAGUCCAUGAAAGACGAGAUCUCCACUUUCAGCAACCAGGUGACAGACCUGCAGAACCAGAUCGAUGGGCUGAGGGCUCGCAACGCCGCGCUGGAGCAGCAGCUUGAGGAUAUGGAGAUGGCCCACCUUGAUAAGUCGGAAGGCCUAGAGGCUAUCAUCGCUCAAUUGGAGGCCAAGCUCUGCGAAACCAAGCUAGAGAUGACCAAGUAUCUCAAAGAUUAUCAAGAACUGCUGCACAUUAAGCUCAAGCUGGAUGCAGAGAUCGCCACAUACAGGAAGCUGCUGGAAGGCGAGGAGCAGAGGCUUGGGAUUGCCAAAGAAGUCUGA